AUGAAGCUAGAGCAGGCAUGGAGUCACAUGCUGAAGGAGGUCCAGGGGGAGCAGAAGAAGCAGCCAUGUGACUAUGACAAAUUGGCUGCAAUCUUGAAGAAGGCUCCUUCCAUUACUCAGCUUGCACCUCUCAUGCUCAUUAAGCACCCUGCGAUUGUUCAUUGCAUCCGAAAGCUACGUGAAGUGAAGCACAAUGGAGUGAGGAAGAAGUCGGAGGAUCUGUACAAGCAAUUCAAGAAGCUGUUUGUGAUUCCUGAUGGGAAGCAGUUUGUCGACGUGUUCCAGGAAAAAGUGAAGGCGUUCCAGGAAGCCACUAAGGACAUGGAUGUAGCCAAGAGGUUUCUUGGAAUCGGAGGGGAAGCAGCACUCCUUUCUCUCUUGUGCAAGGAAAAGGAAGCUGAGAAGAAAGGGAGGGCAAAAGAUAAUGUUGAACCUGAAAAGAAGGACAAGGACAAAGGGAAGGGAAGCCCAGCAGAUAUGUCCCCUCGCAAGAAGACCAUGUUGGUCAAGUGCGCCUCAGGGGAUUUAGUCCGGGUCACCUGCAGGAAUGAUCUCCCCAAAGUCUUCCAAAAUGAAGAGGAUGAGAAGUUCUAUGAGGUGAGAAUGAAGGAAAACAUGUGCUGCUUGGAGUCCUUGCUUGUGAGGGGAGUGUACAUUCCACCUGAGGUGAAGAAGGUUAUGAUCGAACGUGGUGAUCUCAGUCCUGAUUUCAAGGCUCAUCUCAUUGAAGACCGGAAAAAAUGGAAGAAGCAAGUUAAGCUCAAUUGGAUGAAGCUAGAGCAGGCAUGGAGUCACAUGCUGAAGGAGGUCCAGGGGGAGCAGAAGAAGCAGCCAUGUGACUAUGACAAAAUGGCUGCAAUCCUGAAGAAGGCUCCUUCCAUUACUCAGCUUGCACCUCUCAUGCUCAUUAAGCACCCUGCGAUUGUUCAUUGCAUCCGAAAGCUGCGUGAAGUGAAGCACAAUGGAGUGAGGAAGAAGUCGGAGGAUCUGUACAAGCAAUUCAAGAAGCUGUUUGUGAUUCCUGAUGGGAAGCAGUUUGUCGACGUGUUCCAGGAAAAAGUGAAGGCGUUC
Darwinula stevensoni is the source of this 1071-nucleotide messenger RNA. The record is from the annotation of a GenBank genome assembly. Lineage: Eukaryota; Metazoa; Arthropoda; Ostracoda; Podocopida; Darwinulidae.